AUGUUCCGCAUUUUUAAAGUGUUGCUGGGUGGUGCUGCAAGUGCAGCUGGGCUCUCCCUCCUUGCGCUUUAUGCGCUUCAAAAUAGGCUUGUGUACCCUUCAUGGGCGCAAGGCGCUCGGAAGUACGUUGAUACGCCUGACAACUAUGGCCUCCCCUACGUGGAGCGCCAUCUCAAGACUACCGAUAGAGUUGAAAUUAGAGCUUUUGAUAUAAGAAGAGAAGAUUCAAAUGUGACGUGGCUUAUACUAUGCCCAAAUGCUGGGAACAUUGGGUACUUUUUGCCGGUAGUGGAACUCAUUUAUCGGCGAUUCAACGCUAGUGUCUUCAUAUACUCUUACCGGGGCUACGGUUUCUCGCAAGGGUCUCCUAGUGAGAAAGGUCUCAAGCAGGAUGCAGACGCAGUGAUGGCGUUUUUACAGCAGGAUUCCUUUUAUAAAACCCAAAAACUGUUACUCUAUGGUCGAUCGCUCGGAGGAGCUAAUGCCAUCUACAUUGCUGGGAAUUAUUCACAUGCUUGUGACGGAGUCAUUCUAGAGAACACAUUUUUGAGCAUCCCCAAGGUUAUUCCUCACAUAUUUCCGUGGUUAGCACGUUUCUCGUUCCUUUGUCACGAGAGGUGGAAUUCUGAGAGUGAGAUCGAGCACGUCGACCCUACUCUGCCAUGGCUGUUUCUAUCAGGCAAAAAGGACGAGAUCGUGCCUCCCAAGCAUAUGGAAAGACUAUACAAGCUCUGCCCGAGCGAGAAGAAGUCUAUCGUCGAAUUUCCUAAUGGCUGUCAUAAUGAUACCAUUGUCCAGGAAGGUUAUUGGGACAAGGUCGAAGAGUUUGUAAGAAAAUAUAUGUGA
Lachancea thermotolerans CBS 6340 is the source of this 846-nucleotide messenger RNA. RefSeq lists its product as uncharacterized. NCBI's taxonomy places the organism in Eukaryota, Fungi, Ascomycota, Saccharomycetes, Saccharomycetales, Saccharomycetaceae. The coding region runs from base 1 to 846 and encodes 281 amino acids. The record is from RefSeq and is a predicted model, not a curated record. The transcript has a single exon. Gene Ontology annotation, molecular function: palmitoyl-(protein) hydrolase activity. Gene Ontology annotation, cellular component: membrane.